AAUUAAAGUGACAAACUUCAGGGAAUUUAAGUGUAAUUUUCCCUAUCAAAUUCAAAUAUUAAUCAAACAAGUUGUUCAUGGUUUUUUUUUUAGUGAUUGGCAAUACCUGUGAGGAUACAAAUGGAGUCUCUUGGGAAACCGAAAUUUCCAACCCGCAGAUCUCUGAUGCACCUCACAUGGCGAAUAGUUUCUUUAAGCUCGGAAUUCUGUUUCUUGUACAAAGAACUGCUCGCCUCCCCCUCCCUCGUGGCUGUGAGAAAUUCAGACAAAGAUACGGCUUUAGAUCAGGAUCAGGACCAGACGGCGGCUGUGAGAUAUUCAGAGAAGGAUACGGCUUAAGACCCGCCCGCCGGCUGCAGCGGUUGAGAUAUUCAGAGAGGGAUAUGGCUUAAGACCAGCAGGAUUCUCUAUUCCAAGCAAUCUUCAAUCGCAUAAAAUAGUUUCAAGAACCAGAUGCCAGUUAUAUCUACCACGAGUAAUGACCUACUUCUGUUUCUCCGUCAUAAUUUGGGCACCGUGGAUUCGGGGAGAUCAUAGUGGUGGGAGCCUCACGUAGCAGGCCACCCCAUCCUUUUCCAUGGAAUCUGCUACCUGAUAACUUUUUUGACCUACAUGCCUUUAUUCUACCACCUUAACUGCGAAAAACCUGACGCCUCAUCACCGUUACACCCGAUAGUUACUCACCAACUAAAGAAGUGAUUACGUCCAUGAAAACAUAACCAGAACAAAGAAAAAGCAAAACAAUAAAAACAUAACUACAUGUAACUUCCAAAAAAAAAAACAAAACUCAAAAAGAGUAAAAAUUACAAAAAUAUUUAAAAACCUAUUACCACCAGCGGUACCUUAAUAACAAUUUCAUACUGGAAGGGGAAAAAAAAUUCUAAAAUUUUUGGCACACAAAAGGAAGAGCUUGAACAAAAAUUUAAUAUAGUACAAAGAAUAAAGAAAACACAAAAAUUGUCGAUGACCAUAAGGGGAAAAAAGGGAAAAUAAUGCAACUAGGAGCGAAUUUAAUGAACAAAUUUGUGAACUGUAGACUAAAGGAAUGAUCUAGCACAACCUCAUCCAUUCAUCCCACCAAAGCAAUAUUAUCUGGGCAGCUCAAGAACCCACCUACCAUAACUUCCUGAGCCAUACAGAUCAUAUGCCAAGAUGAACUACAAGCCACCUAAUCAGAACUAGUCACCGUCUCUGUCAGAAACUUCCUGAUCAUAUCCAUUGUUAUUCCUUUUCGUCGUUGAUCUCAAUGACGAUAUCACAGGCCAGACAAGUACAUUUGGUCAAGUAAACAUUGAAGAGAAAUAAGGAAAUAAACCACCCAAAUGCACAGUUAUAUAUAAGAGAAGAGAUUGGCCACGCAACCAAUCUUUUGUCCUUAAAAUCUAGUUCAAUAGAGAGAAGGAUAAAAAAACAUUAGAUAAUGCAAACUUACAUAGAUAAAUAUACAGCAAAACCUAAAGCCAAGAAAUGAUGUGCCAGGUAAUCUGCAACAUGAAGCAAACCGCCAUUAGUACAUACAAAAUUAACACAACAGAGCUCAUUUCUUCUGCAAGAUUCAACCACAUCUCCUCAUUUCCACUGCAGCUAUGUUCCCCCAAGCAUUCUUCUACUACAAAGAAUAAAUAAAAGCAGUCAGUAUCGACUUGCGAUCUUUUAGAGUGUGGCCAACACCUAAACAAUGCUGAUGAAUGUGGAGUUAUUUUUCAAGUUUUAAGUGGUGAUCCUGGUUUGCACUUUACUUGAUGUUCUUUUUCAUUUUUUUAAUUACUCAAUGGUCAGAACAUUAAAAGGUAAGCAAGUAUGACCGCGACAAACAAUAAACCACAUAUUUUGGAAUAUAUUGAAUCAAUUGAAGUUGGCAACAAAUUCAAACAGUGUACUUGAACGAGAGGAAAAAUUAUCAUAAAAUAUGAAAUAAGACUAGAUAAAAUUUUUUACUCUGUAACUUUGAGUUCAUCUUAUUUGUUUAAGUCUGUACUAGAUCAUGGAUAAUGUUGCCACUAUCACUGCAAGGUUGCCUUGACAACAUGAGAUGAAUUAAAGAUCAUUUAAGAAAGUCAGAGUAAAUGUUAAUCAGAAGCACAUAACAAUACACCAGUAUAGAAGGGUUGUUUACCCGCAUGCAUGAGUUUCCUAUAAAAUGCUGACAAGACCCCGAUGGGAGUCACUAUUUAGUGACUUACACUACUUCACCAUUAUCAUGUCAUGGUGAUAGCAGGACUCCAUAAAUAAUCUACCAGCUUUUUCGUAGUUCUAAUUGAAAAAUCCGUCCAGUGGAAAAAAUCUCUUAUCAACUAAUAAGCAGACUGCAAGUCAUCAUGCUCCGGCAUGGAAACUAUAAAGAAUCCUGAAAACUUCCAGCGAAUUCCUCCCCUGACAGUUCGUGUCCAGUUUGUUCAUUCACAAAGUGGGCUCAGGCUUGGUUCAGGGUCAUGACGAGCUUCAAGCUUGGCUCGUGAAUUUUUUUUCAACACCAGGCUUGGCUCAGGCUCAUUUAAUAAAAUAACCAGGCUCGUCUCAGCUUAUUUGAUUAAACGAACCAAACUUGAGCUCGUGUUUGUGCUUAAACUCAAGUCCUGACUCAUGUUCAAGAUCGACUUGUUUAUAUAUACUAUAAGCGUAAUAGAUAUUUUAUGUCAACUUGUUUACACACCUAAUGAGCUAAACAGGGCAAUGUUCAAGCUCGGCUCAAUUGUCAAGCAAGCCCCGAAAGCUCAGUUCAUUCUCUAACGGAUGAGCUUGAACGAGCUCCAAAACAAGCUGAUCCCAAACUGUGGCAUGAGCAGAGUGUUUUCACAGCCCUAUACAACAUGGCUCCAUGUGAAUGCAACAACUGGAAAUGCAUUUGUGCAAACAAACACUAAAUAGACCCAUGCACAUGUUAAGGUUUCAUCCACUCGAAGCAUGCAACCUAUGAUAGCUUACAUGGCCAUCUCUGAUGGAAUGACAAUGUUAGAGAAUGAGUAAAUGAAGAAGAAUUUUAACACAAAGCAGACCUUGAAUUGUUCCUAAUUACCAUUUCUAUUUUUUAUGAGAAAAAAUGAAAAGAACUUCAGAGGAGGCACAGACCCAUGCCCAAACAAAGCAAACAGAGACAAACCAGGGUCGGCUCAUUUUGAAAUUGGGACCCUAGGAGAAAGUUGUUAAAAGGACCUUUCAACACUCGAUACAAUUUUUAAAUAACACUCAUAAUUUUAUUUUAAAAUCAUUCCUCUUAAUGUUUGAGAUGCAAAAUUAUAGACUAAGCUUUCAUAUCAAGUGUAUCAACUAGAUCAUAGUCAAUGGAUAAUAUGCCUAAUUUGUUCAAUUGUUCUUGUAACAUUGUUGACC
Ilex paraguariensis (yerba mate) is the source of this 3330-nucleotide messenger RNA. The record is from the annotation of a GenBank genome assembly. NCBI's taxonomy places the organism in Eukaryota, Viridiplantae, Streptophyta, Magnoliopsida, Aquifoliales, Aquifoliaceae.